Molecule: messenger RNA, 1843 nt
Organism: Microdochium trichocladiopsis
Lineage: Eukaryota; Fungi; Ascomycota; Sordariomycetes; Xylariales; Microdochiaceae
Exons: 2
Coding region: 107-1501 (464 amino acids)
Source: RefSeq, a predicted model, not a curated record
CGAUGAUUCCAAACCCCCAGCUACUGAAGUAAUCUCAGCCAACGCUGCGAUAGCAAGCGCGCGCGAACCCACGAAGCAAGCCGAGCGAUAGCAAUUAAGAGUCACGAUGUAUGGCACGACAGGCACCAUUCAUGACUGGCUUUCGGAACAACAAGAACAAGAAGAACAAGAACAGGAACAACAAUCCAUCAUCGCCGAGAAGGCGGCCAACCAGCCCGACACGCGCAAGCGCAAGCGACAAGUGGGAUACCCAUCACCGGACCUAUCGGACCUCGACGAGAAGACGACCAAGACGGCAACGAAUCGUCUGGCGAUGUCAAAUCAGCCACUCACCCCUCGAGCAAAGCGCAGGGCCGAAGAUGACUUCGAGAUCGAUCAAUAUAAUGAGCAGCAAGAGGAGGGCGGUGAGAGUACUCGCGAAGAGGAUGCAGACGAAACGCCUAAGAGACGACCCGACACGAUCUUCCCUGACCCAACCCCAGCCCCUCCUCGAUCCGAUAGCACCACCACGACGAGUUCGCGGACGUCUCCAUCGAAGCGAAAUCGCACAGUCCGCCAGGUCAUGCUUGUCACGGCAAUUGAUCUAGCCUUCUUUAACGGAUCAGAACCACCGCCGUUGAGCCGCAUAGUAGCCAAGCUGGGGAAGCUCGAUGCCGACCGGCAGUUUGUGUGGAGUCAAUUGCAAGAGCCCAUUCUCGCUCACUCUCAGAUUGAUUCUCGGUUCUGGAAGCUUGCGCGGCCUGUGUGGUUCACCCCGAGCACAAGCACAGGCACAGGCAUGCCCAACGAUGGGGACAACGAUAUCUUCAGUGGCCACUUCCAAAAUCCGGCCCCGAGCAUUGAGGCCCUAACGCGAAUCAUGAACGACGCGCGUCAGUGUGAGGACGAACUCGACGCCGAGGCUGCCUGGAACUGCGAGGUCCAUCAACCGCUGCUCAAUUUGGCUCUGGACGGCCACCACGACGAAUUCCGCGCGUCCAAUUGCACGGCGGCCACGAUCCGAUCCGAGUACAGUACAUAUGCAAUGCCAAGCAACAGCAGCAACCACAACACGAAGAAGAACCCCAUCGCCAUCAGCAUCGAGACGAAAUCGCGCAAGCCGGACCAAGAGGAGGCACUGCUGCAGCUCGGCACCUGGCUCUCGGCGCAGUUCCAGUGCCUGCGCCACCUCGUCGUGGCCAGAUACGCCAGCCUCGCCGCGGGCACAGAUGCGUGGCGCGCCGCUCUCGAGGAGCUCGCCUUCCUCCCAGGCGUCAUGGUCCUGCAGCACAGCUGGCACCUCGUGGCCGCGACGCGAGCCGACCAUGACUCUGAAGCCAAUUCUCGGCAGCAGCAGCCCCGCGUCGUGUUGUGGAGGACUGUGGAAAUGGGCAACACGCAGACGCCCGAGGGCAUAUGCCGGCUCAUUGUCAGUUUGCGCAUACUCCUCCACUGGGCACAUAACACCUACUGGCCAUGGUUUGAGAAGUGGGUGCUGGGACAAGUCGAGAGAUCUCGAUGAUGAUGAUGUCCAACUGCUGGGUUGGGAGAGACCGACUUGGCGUGUGUACUCAAAUAGCAUUCAUUGUGAUACCCCGAGAUGGCUGGCUGCUUACUCAAGCAUGAGCUUUUUGACAAGAUUGCAGAGACCAGUAUUAAUGACGGAUCGCCAGCGUCAGUGAUCCAUAUAUUAAUCUCCUCCCAGGACAUGGAUAUCGUUCCUAGUUCACUCAGGUAAUGCCAACAAUUGUCAUUGCUGGGUUGGAAGAUCUUCCGACCCAGGAGCUCGUUAACGGCACGUACCCGUGUGUCUCUGUGAUUGGGGACACAGUCGCGAAGAAUUUGAAAUGAUCCGUUGUCUCAA